Molecule: messenger RNA, 2582 nt
Organism: Sciurus carolinensis (gray squirrel)
Lineage: Eukaryota; Metazoa; Chordata; Mammalia; Rodentia; Sciuridae
Gene: Pabir1
Product: PP2A Aalpha (PPP2R1A) and B55A (PPP2R2A) interacting phosphatase regulator 1
Exons: 1
Coding region: 2-991 (329 amino acids)
Biological process (GO): mitotic G2/M transition checkpoint
Cellular component (GO): nucleus; cytoplasm
Molecular function (GO): protein serine/threonine phosphatase inhibitor activity
Source: RefSeq, a predicted model, not a curated record
CAUGCGUGGAGGGGCGAGUCUGCUGACAGAUUCUCGGAGGCAGCGGUGGCGGCGGCGGCCCUGGACUGCGGGGAAUGGGAGUCCUAGGGCCCUGACUGAGCACCGCCCCCGCCUCCCUGCCCCCGACAUGGCUCAGGAGAAGAUGGAGCUGGACCUGGAGCUGCCUCCGGGUACGGGCGGGAGCCCGGCGGAGGGCGGCGGCAGUGGCGGCGGCGGGGGCCUUAGGAGGUCUAACAGCGCCCCCCUGAUCCACGGCCUCAGUGACACUUCUCCGGUGUUCCAGGCCGAGGCGCCUAGCGCCAGGCGGAACAGCACAACGUUCCCGAGCCGCCACGGCCUGCUGCUGCCAGCCUCCCCCGUCCGCAUGCACAGCAGCCGCUUGCAUCAGAUCAAACAGGAGGAAGGCAUGGACUUGAUCAACCGAGAGACGGUCCACGAGCGCGAGGUGCAGACCGCAAUGCAGAUAAGCCACUCCUGGGAGGAAAGUUUCAGCUUGAGUGACAACGAUGUGGAGAAAUCCGCCUCCCCAAAGCGCAUCGAUUUCAUUCCGGUGUCACCAGCACCGUCACCCACUCGGGGAAUUGGAAAGCAGUGUUUUUCGCCAUCCUUGCAAAGUUUUGUGAGUAGCAAUGGAUUGCCUCCAAGCCCGAUUCCCAGCCCAACUACUCGAUUUACUACCCGGAGAAGUCAGAGUCCCAUCAACUGCAUUAGACCAAGUGUUCUUGGACCAUUGAAAAGAAAAUGUGAAAUGGAAACUGAGUAUCAGCCAAAGAGAUUUUUCCAGGGCAUCACCAACAUGCUUUCUUCUGACGUUGCACAGCUGUCAGAUCCUGGUGUGUGUGUAUCUUCGGAUACCCUUGAUGGAAACAGCAGCAGUGCGGGAUCUUCUUGUAACUCACCAGCGAAAGUCAGCACUACCACCGACUCUCCUGUGUCACCUGCCCAAGCGGCCUCUCCCUUUAUUCCAGUAGAUGAACUUUCAUCUAAGUGAUUCUCCCAUUCUGAAACUUACUUUCUUUUUUCUUUUUUUCAAUGGAGAGACAGAAAAAAUCAAGUUGGAGCAAGCACUGAACUUUGUUGAUUAAUCUGAGUCUAUUUCCUAUUUGACCCUUUCCCCUUUUUUUGGAAUUUCCUGAAAUGUUAUUCUAGAGAACUUCUAUGUCAGGUUCCUGCGGAUGCCCUUGAAUUCAGUGUAGUAAUAUUUUCAGACUUUUUCCCAAUAAGUGUGUUGAAGCAUACAUUUUACGCUGCUAAUAUGUCUAAAUACAUAUGUUAUCCCUUGAUUUUUUUAAAUAAUUGAGAGCUCUAUUUAUUUAUGGGAAUAUUAAGUUCUGAUGAAAAUAUAAAUGUUGAAUUAAUCAGUAUAGUAAACUGAUGUUUUAAAAUUCCAUACUUUAUGACCACACUAAUUUUUAAUGUCAUUUUUAAUGAUUGCUAAUUUCCAUUUGAUGAACAAUAACUAUUUACAGCUUUUUAAAAAUAUGUUAGUUAUAACAUAUCGAUCCAGUGGUUGUCUGUUUUACCCAGGAAUCCUUGGAUAUUUAAUUUUCUGGGUGCAGAAGUGGAUGGGAGGGGGAGAUGAUAAAGGAACAAAUUAUAAAAGUUUGCAACAAACCUUUUUAAAUUAAAUAUGUAAAAGUAACCAUAUUUAAGAAAAAUGUUUUCUAAUGAAAUUUUAUUAAUUCUAGUUAAUCAUACAAAUAUAACUACUAUACAGAAAGUGAACUUUUCAAAAAAAAAUUUUUUUAACCAGAAAGUGCUUUCUUUUGGGUAUAAUCCUAAAGUGCAAUGGGGCAGUGCCUUGCAGUCCUAGCUCACUGUAUAUAGGCUGAGGCAAGAUUCUUUGUGCCACUUCAAACUUUAAAGUUUUUCAAAUAUGUGGGAAGCCCUGUUAAACUUCAGCAGAGCCCCCCAGGGAGACAAUACUUCUCAAUCAUGGAUAAUACUUUAAAAUAUUCAAUUGUGCCUCAGUUCUGGAAACUCUUGCUAGUAGGGAACCAGAGCAAUUUUUGGCUGCUUUUCUUCACUGCCCAUCUGUCACCUUCCUGGUUCUCUCUUAUUCAGGAAGGAAGCAGCUGUUUCCUUGCCAACAGGUUCUUCCUUUCCACCUCCCACCUAACUAGGGCACUGUCAUUUAGACAAAGGUACAGUGUGACUCAGUUUCUAACAGUGAGCAACAAUAGGACUGAAUUGUUUAACCUCUGGUAAAGCUACAGCUGCAACUGGCUGCCUUGGGGAAAUUGGUUAAAUAAGUCUGGUCAUUUGCUAGAGAAAAAUCAGUGGAAUCACAUAGGUAAAUCAUUGUUUAACUUAGGUUUUGUUAAAGGUAGAAUUGUAGAAUUCUCUUUGUCUUUUACAGCUAAGAUAAAAUAGUAAGAAUAGCAAAUCGUUUUCAUAUUAUACUUCCUUAUGAUACCUCAUCCAUUUUCCUUAACUAGAUAGAUGAAAGGAUGGGUGGGUAGGAAAAAUGAAAGGCAGGCAGGCGGACAAAAAAGAAAGGAAGAGGUUAAAAAAAAAAAAUUAAAAUACUCCAAGAGACCAAGAAAAAAACCUUAACUUACUUGUUAAGGUUAGUACCUAUG